Messenger RNA from Esox lucius (northern pike), 2900 nucleotides. It is a transcript of the gene ddx10, whose product is annotated as DEAD (Asp-Glu-Ala-Asp) box polypeptide 10. The transcript has 18 exons. Gene Ontology annotation, cellular component: nucleus. Lineage: Eukaryota; Metazoa; Chordata; Actinopteri; Esociformes; Esocidae. The record is from RefSeq and is a predicted model, not a curated record. Gene Ontology annotation, molecular function: ATP binding; nucleic acid binding; RNA helicase activity. The coding region runs from base 149 to 2713 and encodes 854 amino acids. Gene Ontology annotation, biological process: rRNA processing.
UAUGUCCCCUCUCCCAUCCGGUUUGGGUUUACGUCAUAAUCAAGCGUCUCCGUACGUGUGUCGCUUCAAUGUUGCUUCCCCAUGCCGUUCAACUGAAACCCUGAAAGUAUUUUGAUUUUUAAAAACUACAAUUUCUGUUUAUUUAUCUAUGGAGAAAGGAAAACGACCUAACGCCCCUCCAAAAAAAGGUAUGGGGGGAAAAAAACCAACCGACACAACUGAUCCUGUGAAAAACUUCGAACGAUGGAAGAAGAAAUACGACAAGACGAAAACACGAGUCAAACAAGAGAAAAGACAGAAAAGAAAACCCGAAUGGCUGGUGGAGAAAGAAAGUAUUCAACGUCUUGUCAACAAAUAUAACGAGAUAAAUGCCCAGGAUGCUGUGAAGUUUUCAGAUUUUCCCAUCUCAAAGAAUACCCUGCGAGGUCUUAUGGAAGCACAGUAUCGGCAGCCCACAGAAAUACAAAGACAGACCAUUGGAUUUGCUUUACAAGGUAAAGAUGUUCUGGGCGCUGCGAAGACCGGCUCUGGAAAAACACUUGCCUUUCUCAUUCCUGUAUUGGAGUGUUUGUAUCGUCAGCAGUGGACAGCCAUGGAUGGCCUGGGUGCUCUCAUCAUCUCCCCCACGCGAGAGCUAGCCUAUCAGACCUUUGAGAUGCUACGCAAAGUGGGAAAGAACCAUGAGUUUUCUGCUGGCCUUAUCAUUGGUGGAAAGGAUCUAAAAAAUGAAUCCGAGAAGAUUCACCGCACCAACAUCAUCAUCUGCACACCAGGACGCCUGCUCCAUCACAUGGAUGGGACUGCUGCCUUUCAUAUCUCAGAUCUGCAAAUGCUAGUUUUGGAUGAGGCAGAUCGUAUCCUGGACAUGGGUUUUGCCGACACUAUCAACGCCAUAGUGGAAAACCUCCCCAAGACACGUCAGACCCUGCUUUUCUCUGCCACACAGACCAAGUCUGUUAAAGACCUUGCUCGCCUCAGCCUCAAAGAUCCGGAGUACGUUUGGGUGCAUGAGAAGGCCAAGUUCAGCACGCCGGCCACGCUGGAGCAGAACUACGUGGUGUGUGAGCUACACCAGAAGGUCAACCUGCUCUUCUCCUUCAUCAGGAGCCACCUGCAGAAGAAAGUUAUCGUGUUCUUUGCCUCCUGCAAAGAGGUACAGUACCUGUUCCGGGUGUUCUGUCGGCUCCGGCCCGGUGUGCCCAUCCUGGCCCUGCAUGGGAAGCAACAGCAGAUGAAGCGGGUGGAGGUCUACAACGAUUUCAUCAAGAGGAAGAACGCGGUGCUCUUUGCCACAGACAUUGCAGCCAGAGGGUUAGACUUCCCUGCGGUGAACUGGGUGUUACAGUUUGACUGUCCAGAGGAUGCCAACACAUACAUCCACAGAGUGGGAAGAACUGCUAGGUAUAAGGAGGGAGGAGAGGCACUGCUUGUCCUGCUGCCUUCAGAGGAGCAGGGCAUGUUAUCACAACUCCAGGAGAAAAAGGUCCCCAUCGACAGGAUCCAGGUUAACCCAGAUAAGCUGACAAGCGUGCAGCAGAAGCUUGAGGCCUUUCUGGCCCAGGAGACAGAACAGAAGGAGCGAGCACAAAGGUGUUUUGUGUCCUACCUGCGCUCUGUCUACCUCAUGAAGAACAAGGAUGUCUUUGACGUGUUCCGGCUCAGGCUCCAGGAAUAUGCAGCCUCUCUAGGACUCGCUGUCGCUCCAAGGGUUCGUUUCCUCAGCAAGGCCCAGAAGCAGAGAGUUGACCCCAGGAAGAUCAGCGAGCAGGUAGUGGGGCCUCAAUCUGAUGAGGAGGAGGAGGCAGAACUGAAUCGAUUCAAGGCUCAGCUCAGAGGAGAGGGUCCAAGUGUCAACGCUCAAAGUUCUCAAAGCUCGGAGGAAGAGGAGGAGGAGGAAGAGGCGGAGGAAGAUGAUGAGGAGGAGGAGGAUGAGGAAGAGUUACAGCCCGGGCCUAAGUGUACAAUCUUAGGUGCAGAUGAAGAGGAUGAUGAAGAUCUGAGGGACUUGGACCUCCUGAAAGUGGUUCGAAAAGAUGUAUUCAGUCUGGAGAAGGGUGACCAGGAUGAUGAAGAAAUGAGCAAGAAGAAACCAGAGAAGGAGACCAAGUACAAAGAGGCCAAGAAAGUCCUAAAGAGACAUUUUCAAGUCAACACCAAAGUAGUCUUCACAGAGGAGGGACAGGUGGUGCAGCAGUGGCCCCCUCUCCAGCGGACGGCCGUUCCCCAGCCAGAGGAGGACCACACGCCAGGCAUCAAUGUGGAGGAGGCCAGAGAGAGGCUGCGUCGAGAGGACCAGGAGUUCGACAAGCUGGAGUACAGACGUAAAGUCAAAGAGAAACACCGGGAGAAGAGGCUGAAGGAGAAAGCUGCCCGAAGAGAUGCCAGCAAGCAGCACAACGAGGAGCCGGGUGAGGCAGAAGAGGUGGAACCAUACAUAGAGGUUGACAGUGGAGAGGAGUUCGACCCGAGCACGCUGCCUGACCCAGACAAACUACACAAUGACUCUGAGGAAGAUAACCAAAGCAGCCCUCCUGCGGAGACGAGGAAGCGCAGCCACAGUGACAGCAGCAGUUGCUCUGAUGAGGAGGAAGAGGAGGCAGUGGGGAGCAGGAAAAGACCCAGGCGACAGGCUGCCUCCUUGCCCCUGGACACUGGCCUCUCUUUGGCUGAGGAUGAAGAGCUGGUCAUGCAUCUGUUGGGGAACCGAAGCUGAAAAUGGUUCCAAAGGACAUUUUCUCUGUGGAACCUCUCCACUGUCUUACAUUAUAUGGGGAUUUUGGCCACCUUAUUUGGCACAUUGUUAGUUGCCACCUGACUUGUGAUUGUUUAAUGAUGAUUACCUGUGCUUGUUUGGCAUAUAAAAUAUAAUUUGGGAAAUAAACAUUGUCUUUUGACAGAUG